AUGAUCGUUUUGUUUAAUUUCGCAUUUUUGAAAAUGCAUCCACCGAACUGUGUUUGGAUGUCAGUUCUGCUGAUGAUCGCUGAUGGAAAGUAUGAUCUCCUUCACAGGUUCUCUGUGCACGGUCCCUCAGGUCCUCUGGUUGCUACUCUGGGAUCUUCAGUGGUUUUGCCCUGUUAUGUUGAUGAACUCUUAUCGAUGGAGGGUCUGGAGGUGGAAUGGAGAAGAACAGACUCAGAGACUCUGGUUCAUCUGUAUCAAGAUGGUGAGAGUCGAGCAGAGUCCCAGCAGCAGGAUUAUCAUGAUAGAGCUCAUUUCUUUACUGAUCAGAUUCAACAUGGAAACUUCUCCCUCCGUCUGGACAAUCUGAGAGCUCAAGAUGAGGGACGAUACACCUGUAAAGUUUACAGUCAGCAGGAAUCUGGUGAAACUGUGGUUGAAAUAAAAUAUGUUGAGCAUUUGCUAGUAUCAGGAUCAGAUGAGUCCAUAUCUGCGUCUGUGGGUGAGGACGUCACUCUGAACUGCUCUGUAGACUCUCACAUCACACCUGAACACAUUGAAGAGGUUUCAUGGAGGAAAACUGAUAAAGAUGAAGAUAUUCUGGUUCUGCUCUACCAAAACGACUGGGUGAGUUUCUCUGUUUCACACAUAAUGGUGUUGAUUCUCUGUAUUUCUGCAUCUGGAUGUGCACUUGUGCUCUGCUGCCUGAUCUACUGCAGAUCAGCAUAUGAAGGGUUCAUUCAACCAUUUGUUCCUCUGGGAGCUUCAGCAAUUUUGCCCUGUUAUGUUGAUGAACUCUUAUCGAUGGAGGGUCUGAAGGUGGAAUGGAGAAGAACAGACUCAGAGACUCUGGUUCAUCUGUAUCAAGAUGGUGAGAGUCGAUCGCAGCAGGGUUAUCUUGAUAGAGCUCACUUCUUUAGUGAUCCGAUUCAACAUGGAAACUUCUCCCUCCGUCUGGACAAUCUGAGAGCUCAAGAUGAGGGAGAAUAUACAUGUACCGUUUACAGUCAGCAGGACCAUUUAUUUUCAACUAAAAUCAUUUUGGAAAUGGGUAAACACAAUGGUUCAUCUUCAUUUUCUGGGCUCACUGUGUGCAAUCCUUCUGGCCCAGCAGUUGUUCGUCUGGGAUCUUCUGGGAUUCUGCCCUGUUAUGUUAACAAACGUUUAUUAGAGCAAAUUUGGAAGGUGGAAUGGAGAAGAACAGACUCAGAGACUCUGGUUCAUCUGUAUCAAGAUGGUGAGAGUCGACCAGAGUCCCAGCAGCAGGAUUAUCAUGAUAGAGCUCAUUUCUUUACUGAUCAGAUUCAACAUGGAAACUUCUCCCUCCGUCUGGACAAUCUGACAGCUCAAGAUGAGGGACGAUACACCUGUAAAGUUUACAGACAGGAGGAUUCUGUGUCCUUAGCCAAGAUGAAUUUGGAACUGCCAUUUUUUAAAACUAAUUGUAGCUGUAAUACUUCAAUUUUUCUGGGAUCUUCAGUGGUUUUGCCCUGUUAUCCCUGUUCUGUUGAUGAACUUUUAUCAAUGGAGGGUCUGGAGGUGGAAUGGAGAAGAACAGACUCAGAGACUCUGGUUCAUCUGUAUCAAGAUGGUGAGAGUCGACCAGAGUCCCGGCAGCAGGAUUAUCAUGAUAGAGCUCAUUUCUUUACUGAUCAGAUUCAACAUGGAAACUUCUCCCUCCGUCUGGACAAUCUGAGAGCUCAAGAUGAGGGACCAUACACCUGUACAGCUUACAGAAAUCAGACAUCCGUGUUUUCAUCUGAAACUAAUUUGGAACUGAGGCUACAAGACACAGUCUUCCGUCUUCAGAUGUUUCUCGUCUUCUGUCCAAAUAUGAUCAUGUUUCUUUCGUUUGUCCUCUGGGGUGUUUCUGAAGGGUCUCUGAACGAGUCGGUCUCUUGCUGUGCUCUUUAUUUUCUGAGGCCUCUUAUGUUGCUCUGGGCAGCUCCAUAUGCUCAUGAGUUCACAGGCAAGACUAAAACAUUUAUUCACAAUUACAGUUAUGACACAGAAUACAUUGUUUUAUCAACUGUUUUUUAUUCAGUUCUGUUUAAAUCUGCCUGGGACAAAAGUUUAAAUUACACCGGAUUUGAAGGUGUCACGAUAAUAUUCAUCUUUGUGACUGUGCUUCUGCUAAACCUCAUCUAUAUUAUUUUAUUGUUGGCGAGAUUCAUCUGGAAAUUAAGCCAACAGAUUAUUACUAUUUUCAGGGUUCUGGCUAGAAUAAGCUUUGAUAUUUUGCCUUCAUUACAAUUCCUCCUCCUGUUCUUCGCCUUUGGAUCUGCCAGAUCUGGAUUCAUAACUGUUGCAGUUUUACCAGUUUUUCUCACACUGACAAGAUACGACUGGGAUCUUACAUGUGGGAAACAGAUGCACUGUUCACUUUUGUUCAUGAGAUCAGUUUGGUUAAUUCUCAUGUUACUGGUCAAUGCCAUUAUGGUUUAUUUCUACAUCAUAGCACUGGGAACUGAAAAAGAUCGUAUUGGAUGGGCCUGUAUGAUUGCGUUCCUGCAGUUACUCUGGGCAUUAAUAAACUUCACAUGGUCAUUUAAAUGGGGUCUUCACCGUGUUGUUCCUGUGUAUGUGUUUGGAUCAGUUGGGGUUGUUGUACUGAACUCCGUUACACUGAUGACUGAACUGAUACUGAAAACAGUUAAUGGUGAUGGAGCAGUUGGGGAUCUGAGAGUUGUCGUCUUUUCCUCUGAAAUCCUCUUUACUGUAUUUCUGAUGAUUUUACUCGUAUUUGAACCUUGGAUCAAAAUGUGUCUGCAAUCAUGUCAGGAGACAAUAAGGUCUUUUCGAACUCCAGCUGCUGGAUCACAGUAUGAGAAUUAUUGGAAUGCAGCAGGAUCUGAUGAAACUCCAGCCAAUGGAUCAAAGCAGAACACAACAGAAUCACAUGAAAUGAAACUUCUCCUAAAGACUGAAGAUCAUGAGGCUGAUAGGACAGAGGACAGUCUGCCGGAUUCAGUGGAAUCACAAACAUGA
Sinocyclocheilus rhinocerous is the source of this 2985-nucleotide messenger RNA. RefSeq lists its product as uncharacterized. Gene Ontology annotation, cellular component: external side of plasma membrane. The transcript has 24 exons. The record is from RefSeq and is a predicted model, not a curated record. NCBI's taxonomy places the organism in Eukaryota, Metazoa, Chordata, Actinopteri, Cypriniformes, Cyprinidae. Bases 1 to 2985 code for a protein of 994 amino acids. Gene Ontology annotation, biological process: cellular response to lipopolysaccharide; negative regulation of T cell proliferation; cell surface receptor signaling pathway.